This is a messenger RNA of Vitis riparia (riverbank grape), 2370 nucleotides long. Its product is annotated as protein saal1. The record is from RefSeq and is a predicted model, not a curated record. The transcript is spliced from 12 exons. Lineage: Eukaryota; Viridiplantae; Streptophyta; Magnoliopsida; Vitales; Vitaceae. Bases 87 to 1688 code for a protein of 533 amino acids.
AAGAAACAAACGGAUUGGUUCUCCAACGGCUCUCAUUUUCCUUUUUCCUGCUCUCUGGUCAGCCAAACAGAGAAAAAUCAGAACUUAUGGCUCCCGAACCCGACUCAAACCCCAUAAAAGAGUACGAAGAUGAUGAUAACGUGGCACCAUCACAUCACCCCUCUGCUCCGUCGGAUGAGUUGUUUAAUAUCUCCACGACAGUUGAUCCCAGUUAUAUAAUCUCUUUGAUACGGAAACUAUUACCACGGGAUGUGAAGAAUGGUCAUGAUUCUGAUGGAGUUGAUGCUUGUAAUGCCUCUAAUCAAGGAUUAAAAACCAAUCACAUAAAGGAAAGUGUGGUUUCUCCAUGUGAAGAUGAAAUGCUAAACUCCUCACACGAUAAAAUUGAGACCAUGGACACCCUUGAUGGUUUUGAUGAACUUGCUCGUCAAGAAAAGACAGGUGAAGUGUCAUGUAGUAGAUUUGAGGACUCUAGCAUAUCAGUGAGAGAAAAGGCUUGGGAAGAGUAUGGUUGCAUUUUGUGGGAUCUUGCAGGAAGCAGAAUCCAUGCAGAAUUCAUGGUGCGGAAUCUCAUGCUUGAAGUGCUUUUGGGAAGUCUUAUUGUUUCUCAAUCCAUGCGUGUUACGGAGAUAAGCCUUGGAAUUCUUGGAAACCUUGCCUGCCAUGAAAUUCCUAUGAAACAAAUUGCCUCUACAGACAAAUUGAUUGAGAUAGUUGUAGAUCAGUUGUUUUUAGACGACACUUCAUGCCUAUGUGAAGCUUGCAGGUUGUUAACCCUGGGUCUUCAAGGCAGUGAAUGUGUUAUUUGGGCUAAAGCUUUGCAGUCUGAACAUAAUCUAUGCCGUGUUAUUUGGGUUGCAGAAAAUACCUUGAACCCACAACUUCUUGAGAAGAGCAUUGGACUUUUAUUGGCCAUUUUAGAAAGUCAACAGGAGGUUGUGUCUAUUCUUCUUCCAACUCUGAUGAAUCUGGGUUUAUCAAGUCUUUUGAUUAAUCUCUUGACUUUUGAGAUGGGCAAUUUAGCAAGUGAGAGAAUACCUGAAAGGUAUUCCAUUCUUGACUUAAUUCUUCGCACAAUUGAAGCUCUUUCAGUUCUUGAUGAUUAUUCACAAGAUAUCUGUUCAAAUAAGGAAGUUUUUCGCCUAGUUUCCGAUCUGGUUAGGCUUCCUGAUAAAGUUGAGGUUGCCAAUUCUUGUAUUACUGCUGCAGUCUUAAUUGCAAAUAUUCUGAUUGAUGCAGCUGAUCUAGCUUCUGAGAUAUCACAAGAUUUGCCUUUCCUAGAGGGGCUGCUUGAUAUAUUCCCUUUUGCAUCGGAUGAUCCGGAAGCUAGGAGUGCACUUUGGAGCAUUAUGGCAAGGCUACUGGUUCAAGUUGAAGAAAGUGAGAUAAGCUCAUCAAGUCUGCAGCAGUAUGUAUCGGUUUUAGUAAGCAAAUCAGAUCUGAUUGAAGAUGAUCUUAUUGACCAUCAAUUGGAUGAUUCUAAUGAAAACAACGUGAGCUCAAUCACUUCUGCUGCAAAACAAAAUGCUAGAACCACAGCUCUUAGAGGGAUUUUCAAUAUAUUGAAUCAGUGGACUACCUCAAAGGAUUGUGAUAUGAAGAACAAUUUGAUGGGGGCAGAUCAUGAUAAUGGUGAGAAUGUGGAAAGGUUAUUGAAUUGCUGUCGGAAAUAUACUGAGUUCCUGUGAAAUGAAACAAAAAAUUUGGUUUGAUCCUAUCUGAAGGGAAGCAGUGAUCUAGGAGCUCAAAUCUGGAAACAGAUGGUUCAUGCAUGUAUUGAAGGUGGAUCGUCAUAUCUUGAUCUAAUUCAGGAUCACUUUUCAUGGAUUGAUAAAUCUUCAAACGUGUCUACACCUGCAUCAUCUUUGGCAUUGUCAUCAUGCAUGGCUUCUUUGAUCCAGAUACCCUAUAAGAAUUUCUUCAGGGUUGGGACUUUGCUUACCCAAAUCUGCAUGAAGUACGUCUCUAAAUUGCUUGCAGGAAUGUCUGUUUGAGAUGAUGCAUUGCAAGAAAUAAUUCUCAGUAUUAGUUUCAUGCUUUGUUCUGUAGCCCCACAAUCUGUUGCUGGGCGGUCCAGAAGUCGACCCAAGAUUUUCCUGAGGGAAACCUGUAAAAAUCUCAAGAGUAUGAAAACAGAACUGUUAAAGUUCAGAGGGAUUGGUUUUUUGAUGUGGGUCAUUCACUACAAGAAUGAUAAUCUAACUAAUGGUCUUGUUAUAGUGCUGGUAACAUAUGGGUGGGACAUGUGAUACAUUUUUAUGUAUGUAAUAUAAGAACUGGAGAUGUUUUUUCCCUCAUAAUCUGCAUCCAUCUUGUAUCUUCAUUCAUUUUCUCUGUCUAUUAUAGCAUCAAUCAACUGUUGGGUUGCCC